Egretta garzetta (little egret) is the source of this 1088-nucleotide messenger RNA. RefSeq names its product inorganic pyrophosphatase 1 (gene PPA1). Gene Ontology annotation, molecular function: inorganic diphosphate phosphatase activity; magnesium ion binding. NCBI's taxonomy places the organism in Eukaryota, Metazoa, Chordata, Aves, Pelecaniformes, Ardeidae. Gene Ontology annotation, biological process: phosphate-containing compound metabolic process. The coding region runs from base 72 to 803 and encodes 243 amino acids. The transcript has 10 exons. The record is from RefSeq and is a predicted model, not a curated record. Gene Ontology annotation, cellular component: extracellular exosome; cytoplasm.
CUGCCGGGCGCUACAUCUCCCCUUUCCACGAUAUCCCCAUCUACGCCGACGCCGGCAAGAAUGUGUUCAACAUGGUUGUGGAAGUACCUCGAUGGACAAAUGCUAAAAUGGAGAUUGCAACAAAGGAUCCCUUAAACCCAAUUAAGCAAGAUGUGAAGAAAGGAAAACUGCGCUAUGUAGCUAACGUGUUUCCCCAUAAGGGUUAUAUCUGGAAUUACGGUGCUAUCCCACAGACUUGGGAAGACCCGGGUCACAAAGAUGAGAAUACUGGCUGCUGUGGAGAUAACGAUCCAAUCGAUGUGUGUGAAAUCGGAAGCAAGGUCUGCUCUCGAGGAGAAGUCAUCAAGGUGAAGGUGCUGGGCACGCUGGCACUGAUCGAUGAGGGAGAGACGGACUGGAAGAUAAUCGCUAUCAACGUUGAAGACCCUGAAGCAGACAACUAUAAUGACAUCAAUGACGUCAGAAGGAUGAAACCUGGAUACUUAGAAGCUACAGUGGACUGGUUCAGAAGAUACAAAGUACCCGACGGAAAGCCGGAAAACCAGUUUGCUUUUAAUGGCGAAUUCAAAGACAAGGAUUUUGCGCUGAGCGUCAUCAAAAGCACUCACGAACACUGGAAAGCUUUAAUAGCAAAGAAAACCGACGGCGGGGAGAUCAACUGCACAAAUCUGACGGUGUCUGAAAGCCCUUUCUGCUGUAGCCAGGAGUGUGCAAAAGCUACGGUGGAUGCGGCACCGCCGUGUAGAGCUGCCAACCCCAUCCCACCCGAAGUUGACAAGUGGUUCUACUACCAGAAGAACUAAAAGGCCUGAGGAAAACCUCUCCGUCCUUCCCACCCAGGAGUCGCCGCGUGCGGGAAUAGACCAGAAAAAAUAGCGCAGUGUCAACGAGGCGGCCUUGCCCGCGCCUUUCCCCGUCACCAUCGCCCACCUAGCCCUGACGUCUCUGCUGCAGCGAGGCCCCGUGCAGCCUGGGGGGUGUAAUUUAUAAAAUGCCCAGGCCCUGCUCGCGCGCGUGGUGGGGCAGCGCGGGGCGUGCAGGGCGGUCGCUCACCUGGUACGUGUACGGAUGCUAUGGAUAAUAAAAAC